AUGCCAGCUCAGAUGGCUUCCGAAGAUGAAGCCAGCCAGGUACCUGGAACCAGCCCUUGGAGACUGACUGUACGUACCGCAACGGUGGACGAUAUUACCCGGCCAUCGCUUUCAUUGCAUACCGACGCUUCAUACUUGAGUCCUGUCGUGCGUUCGAGGUCAAUAUCAUCUCUACGAAGCCCAGCACCCUCAGUUGAAAUGGAAGAACUAAUGGAUGAUAUCUUUCCCCACGAGGUGACUGUACGGGUGACGACAAGAUGGUCGGCAGGAGUACCUCAGACUCCAAAUGUGUUCAGCAAUUUUCCAUGGAUAGAGAAGGGCCGUUACGAAGACCUAUUGCCAGCACAACCCACCAGGAGAAGACGAGACACCAGUCCGGAUUCAAGGUAUUUGAAGAUUUAUCAUCGAUAUGGCUCCAUUAGAAUUACUUCAUCGCCAGAACUUGAUGAGGAUGAGGAAGCGCCACACCAUCAUCUGCUCGACGAUGCUGAGAGCUCAACAUUAUUUGAUAAAGCUAUUCAGCUCAUUUGUGGCUUUAUACACCAUCACCCACACCGAAAAUUCGCGCUGGAAAUCCACUGGGAAUGUGAUUGGGUUUGCGACCCAAAACCCAUCCGAGCUCUGGGUGGUAGCGAGCCAUCCAAUUCCAAAUUCAGAAAGUCGUUACUCAAUAAGUGCCAGAAAAAUUUUCAGGACCAAGAAUACAUAUCCCGCCGAGAUCAGUCUGCCUUUCAGGAAUAUGAAGUGGUUAAAGAUCUGGUCUAUCAUGACCACUCACUUUCUCAUCUAGGCGACGAUGGAAAGGAAGAUUUGGUCGACAAGAUAAUAAUCGAACCUUCAGCAUUGAAGUUACUGCUGAACUGUGUUCUUUCUGGUUUCCCCUUGGAAGUACUCCAUCAUAUCAUUUUUGUUCACGGAGCUCACGAUCAAACACAACAACAACCCGACAUAAGGAACUGUGAUCACGAAGACUGUUCGACAUAUGUUCCCGUGAUAUGGGCCAAGCGCACCAUGUUCCAUGUGAGAAAUAUCGAACGGGACUUUGGGCACCACUUGCUUCCCAACUCAGAGGUCGUACCAUUGCAGUACACGGGAAAGGACAAUAGGGCUGAAAAACUUGGCGAUGGUGCAUCGGGCAACGUAUACAAGGUCCGCAUCGACUCUGCACACCAUUAUCUUUCCGGGGACCCACUGUGUUCUUUUGCUCUCAAAAAGUUCUCUGCUGGUCGUCAAAAGGAGUUUGAUCAGGAGAGGAGUAUGCUUAAAGUCCUUGCGGACAACCCACAACCUUGUAUUGUGCCCCACAUUACAAGCUGGUCACAGAAGGAUGAUCAUUUUAUAUUGUACCCUAAGGCAAGAUACAAUCUGAGGCAAUUCAUGCAAAAUGUUGAGCCGGUUAAAUUCACGAGACAUGAAACCUUAUGGUUUCUCAAGCAGCUAGAAGGCUUGGCGCUUGCUAUCGCCCAUGUUCACGACAUGAAAAUUCCUACAAAUACCCAACCCGAGCCAUCGGAAGGUACCUUCUGGGGCUGCCAUUUCGACAUUAAGCCUGAAAACAUCCUCGUCUUCGAGAAAGUCCAUGGUCAGCAUCCCAGGUUCAGAAUUGCAGACUUUGGGGUGGGUGUCUUUCAUCCUGCGGGCAAAAAAGGGGCGCACUCUGAACUAACGUCAGAAGCGCAUGGCACGGUGACUUAUUUUGCACCAGACAAGGAAAUCACUAACAAAGUUUCGCGGCCCUUUGAUAUGUGGGCUUUGGGUUGUGUAUAUUUGGAAUUGAUGGCUUGGUUGUUCGGCUUCUUCCAAGGAAUCGAAGGCUUCUCGACAGCACGAUUCAAUUGCACAGGGGCCGAUGUAUCGAACAGGAACGACAGAUUCUGGUAUAUGAAACAAGGGACACCCAGAUUACUACCCACCGUGGAGAACGUCAUGAGAGAACUAAAGAUCGUGUGCUGCCCGCGGAUGCCCGCGUUCUUGGGGGUCCUUGAAGCUGUUGACCACCUUCUGGAGAUCAACGACAAAACAAGAUGGAAGGCAGAAACUCUGAAAGAACACAUGGCUCGGAUCAUAAAAGAAGCAGAUGCCCUCCUUGAAAUCGAUCGCAAGUUCUAUCAUUCUCAAUACGAGGCCAACUCAAAAGCCAAAGCCAAAGCCGACUACCUCGCAGGUGACUUUCUGAGGUCAACCCCUCGAAUACCAGGUGUUGCCAAUGGACUAGGAACUGGAAUCGAGAAUCCGUCAUUUAGCUUGGAACAGUCGCGAUCUCGACAACCACGACAAGUCUCGCAGGCUGACAGAGCUGCUAAUGCUGUUGUCCAAACAGGAUCGAAGCUUGAUGCAACGCUUACCACCAACAGAGGUCGAAGCACUUCAGGUACCAGUCUGUCACCCAUUCCUCGUUCGCGCCCCGACUCACCUAGAGAUCCUCUCGCGGAGGAUCUGGACGCUAUGGUCAAUGCUCGACCACCGCGUCCAGCCGUCCCACGAAAACCCUCACGCCUGUUUAAUCACGGCGGCCACCGAGCCUUGUACAGUCCUCCCUAA
Molecule: messenger RNA, 2541 nt
Organism: Exophiala bonariae
Lineage: Eukaryota; Fungi; Ascomycota; Eurotiomycetes; Chaetothyriales; Herpotrichiellaceae
Exons: 2
Coding region: 1-2541 (846 amino acids)
Biological process (GO): protein phosphorylation; mitotic DNA damage checkpoint signaling
Cellular component (GO): nucleus
Molecular function (GO): protein serine/threonine kinase activity; ATP binding
Source: RefSeq, a predicted model, not a curated record